Messenger RNA from Tachysurus fulvidraco (yellow catfish), 8087 nucleotides. RefSeq names its product insulin-like growth factor 2 mRNA binding protein 1 (gene igf2bp1). The transcript has 15 exons. Gene Ontology annotation, cellular component: cytosol; nucleus; cytoplasm. NCBI's taxonomy places the organism in Eukaryota, Metazoa, Chordata, Actinopteri, Siluriformes, Bagridae. Gene Ontology annotation, biological process: nervous system development; regulation of gene expression. Gene Ontology annotation, molecular function: mRNA 3'-UTR binding. The record is from RefSeq and is a predicted model, not a curated record. Bases 852 to 2639 code for a protein of 595 amino acids.
UAACACGUUAUGGCCUCAUAUUCCUGUACAGCAGCUUGCAUUUCACUGUAAUCCAAAAAAAAAAAAGUAAACAGCGACUGGGCUAUACAAAAGAAAUCUGACUUUCAACCAUUACCCUACAUGCAAAUGCAAUACCCAUAGAUAUGUUGACUUCGUGAUAGGGCACAAGCUUACUACUGCACGCUAGUGAAGAAAGCCCAUUGCACAGAAGGACUAGCUGGCCCAACACACGCCCAUCUGCUGCUGUGCUCUAUACACACAUAUACACUCACACACACGUCGAUGAGGGCCGGCCCCUUCGCCAGCUACUCCGAAAGACCACGUGGUUUCCUCUUUGCAAACAAAAAAUUAGUAAAUUCGAGUCGCUUUAGAGGCGGUGCCGUCGCCAGGCAGUAGGAUCUGUAUGACAGUGCAAGGGUACAGCUCUACGCUGAGGGGCAGAUAGAGAGAAAAGAAAUUCUCGCGAUCCCGCCAUACUUCUCUACCACUAUUCAACCAUAACCACCAUCACAUUAAUACGGAGCAAUACCGUUUGCUACACGGAGCAGGAAAUUCGCCAGGAUUGCUACAAUCAAGGAGCCUCCACUCGCUACCGGACUUCAUCGGGCUGCAACGUUACAGUUGGGCGAACUUUCCCCGUAUUCUUUUAAGCUUUUUUUUCGAAAUUCUUUCAUUUUCAGUUGCAACUCGAUCAAAUUUACACGUGAUUUUCAUUUUUUUUAUUAGCAUUCUCGGUGUGUAUAUAUAUAUAUUUUUGACAAAUAGCCCGCGGUUUGUAGAAAAGUUUUUUUUUUUUUGAGUUCUGAUUUUUUUUUUUUUUACGGGAGGAAGCAUUGAAUUGUUUUUCCACAAUGAACAAGCUAUAUAUUGGAAAUCUGAAUGAAAAUGUGACCGCAGAGGACUUGGUUAAAACAUUUGAAGACUACAAGAUUCCUUACUCUGGGCAGUUUCUUGUGAAAACGGGAUACGCGUUUGUUGAUUGCCCGGACGACCAAUGGGCUAUGAAAGCAAUUGAAACAUUUUCUGGAAAAGUGGAACUUCACGGCAAACGAAUUGAAGUAGAACAUUCUGUCCCUAAGAAACAAAGGACCAGAAAACUUCAGAUUAGAAACAUUCCACCGGAUUUACGAUGGGAGGUGCUUGAUGGUCUACUUGCACAGUAUGGAACCGUUGAAAACUGUGAACAAGUUAACACAGAAAGUGAGACAGCUGUGGUGAACGUCACUUAUGGGACUCGGGAACAUGCCAGACAAGCAAUCCAAAAGCUGAAUGGUUAUCAGUUUGAGAACAACACUUUGCGUGUGUCCUACAUACCUGAUGAGAGUUUGGAUGUUGACUCCCAGCGCAGCCCUGACAACGGACGCCGCUCUGGAUAUGGUGGCCGUGUAAACUCCAGGCAGGGUGCUCCUGGCACAGGGAUGCCCUCCAAGCAUCAGCACACCGAUAUACCUCUCCGUUUGCUUGUACCAACCCAGUAUGUGGGCGCAAUCAUCGGCAAAGAGGGUGCCACCAUCCGCAACAUCACCAAGCAGACUCAGAGCAAGAUUGAUGUCCACCGUAAAGAGAAUGCCGGAGCAGCAGAAAAGCCUAUCAGUAUCCACUCGACUCCUGAGGGCUGCUCGGCGGCCUGCCGUAUGAUCCUUGACAUCAUGCACCAGGAAGCCAAAGACACCAAAACUGCUGAUGAGGUGCCUCUAAAGAUACUUGCCCACAACAACUUUGUAGGUCGUUUGAUUGGAAAAGAGGGGCGUAAUUUGAAGAAAGUGGAACAAGACACUGACACUAAGAUCACCAUCUCACCGCUGCAGGAUCUGACCCUGUAUAAUCCUGAGAGGACCAUCACCGUGAAAGGUGCCAUUGAGGCCUGCUGCCUGGCUGAGCAGGAAAUCAUGAAGAAAGUGCGAGAGGCCUAUGAUAAUGACAUUGCUGCCAUGAAUACACACCUCAUCCCUGGACUGAACCUUGGAGCACUUGGCCUUUUCCCUCCUUCCUCCUCUAUGCCUCCUCCUCCCCCUGGAAACCCUGGGGUUUGUCCCCCAUAUGGUUCCUUUGGGGCUCCUGAGCAGGAGACGGUCCAUGUGUACAUCCCAGCACAAGCAGUGGGAGCCAUCAUUGGCAAGAAGGGCCAGCACAUUAAGCAGCUGAGCCGCUUUGCUGGAGCCUCCAUUAAGAUUGCACCAGCAGAGACACCUGAUUCGAAGAUGCGCAUGGUCAUUGUUACUGGUCCACCUGAGGCCCAGUUUAAGGCUCAGGGAAGAAUAUACGGCAAGCUGAAGGAGGAGAACUUCUUUGGGCCAAAGGAAGAGGUGAAGCUAGAGACACACAUCAAAGUAGCUGCAGCGGCUGCUGGCAGAGUUAUUGGAAAGGGUGGAAAGACGGUGAACGAGCUACAGAACCUAACUGCAGCUGAGGUGGUGGUUCCUAGAGAACAGACUCCUGACGAGCAGGACCAGGUUAUUGUCAAAAUCAUUGGCCACUUUUAUGCAAGUCAGCUUGCCCAGAGGAAGAUCAGAGACAUUUUGACACAAGUUAAGCAGCAGCAGAAAAGUGGCAUGGGAGGCUCUCAGGCAUCUAACCCACAGAACCUGUCAGAGAUUAGGCCCCAACCAGGAAUGACCCAAGAGCCUAGAAGGAAGUGACCGGCUCCAGCCCAAAUCUGGACGGACAGACGGAUGGACAGACAGAAGAGAAACAGCGGACUGACUGAGAGAGAGCGACACACAGACCCAGUGCUAGACAGGGAAAAAUAAGCAUUUAACAAGAUGGGAAUAAAAAGGAAAUAAAAAUGCAUGAGAGAGUACAAAAGUUUAGAGAAAAGAAACUAGAACUUUGAGUGAUUUAAAAAUAGGGAAAAAAUAGAAAAGAGCGAGAGAACUAGGAAACAGAGACCAGAUGCCAGGUCGACUGACUGGGGAUGGCAGGGAUUCCUUGUGGCAGCUUAUGAAAUAAUCAUGGCUACAUGGCCUUGAGAGCGACAUGCUUAAGGCAGCCCUGCCAUCACCAGUCACUCAAGUAUUUUAAGGGUGUUUUUUUAAGAAGAGCUAUAUGUAUAGAAAUGUUUAUUCAGAGGUAUUAUAAUGAAAUGCAGUGAGGCAGAGGUGGGGAGAGGGGAGUGGAGAACCCAUCACAUUGAGUCAAUAAGGUGGCUCAUUCUUUGCCUACAGCAAACUACGAGAGGGGUCAAAGCUGUUAACACUGCUCUUUAAGUCCCUGGCAGUAAACUGUUGGGGGUAAGGACAAAUAAAGAAGAAGAAAAAUGAGGUUGUAAAUAUAAUCUUCAUGAAUUUGUAUUGAAGCACUGUUGAAGCACAGUGAGGGUACAGUAAGUGGGCGGGCCGAGGCUGACCCUGCAGUUCUAUUGCAGAGGCUCAGUUCCGAGACGUAAACUUCACCUCCAGCCCUGAACUACGCCCGCCAUGCUAGCCGGUGCGUGGCCCACACCCAAAUGGCAUAUUUUAUAUAUAUUAUAUAUAUAUGAUAUGUGAGUUAACCUGGCCCCUCAGAGAGCAGAGAAAACGGCAGCGGAAAGGAAUUGCGGCACUGGGAUUAGACCAUCAUUCACAGAUAUUUUAAGAGAUUUAAAAUUAGAGCUUAGUAUCUGGCUUUUGCUGGUUUAUGUUUUGAACCAAGAUCUAACUUAAAAACCUCUGAGAGAACACUGAACUGCUGAGUUCUGAUUAAAAAAAAAAUUCGGAUGAUGAAAUGGGAUUAGAGGAUCAUCUGAAUACAAAUUUCAUUGACCUUAACAGCAGAAGCUGAUCUUUGAUCAGUUUUUUAUUUUGAUGAAUUUGACCUUUGAUUUAAGAUCCUAUGAAAGUUGCAACGCUCCUGUGGCCCAGCACUCCACCCUGCCUUUAGGUCAGAGGUCAACAGCAGGUGAUGUUUAAAUGGCUUCUGCACUCUCGCUCUCUCCCCUACUCCAUUCGAUGUAUGCUGAUGAGGAGGCCAGAAAUAUGGCUUUCUUCACUCAUCUUCGAACAGAUUAGAUAGAAAAAAAAUAGAAACCUACCUCAGGGUAUUGUUACCUCAGUAUUCCUAAUGGCUUUUUUCUUUUCCUUUUUUUUGGCUUGCUGGUGUUUUAUAUAAAAGCUGAUAGUCCUGAAUAUUUUAUUUUUUUAAGGAAAAAAUAUUUUUAGUUAUUGUUGGAUUUUUUUUCCCCUAGUUUUUGCGUGUAAGUGAGUAUGUAUGGAUGGUACCCCACACCUUUCCACGUUUAAUUCAAAAGGAUCCAUACAGGCAAGAUGGCAGAGUUUCUUGUUAUUGGAUGAAUUUCUCCUGGCUGAAUCAAAAUUGUCUUUGGCUCUAUAUCCAACUGAAUAAGAAGUCUCUGGCUUUUUUGUGUAGUGGUGUGCCACAGUCAUGGCAUUUUAUCUCCUGACUUAAAUGUGCAUGAAUGGCUUACAAGUGCUUGACAUGCUAACUUUUUUUUUAUUAAUAUCUGAGUGAAGGAUGAAUUGCAUAUCUAUCUGGCUCUAUUUCGUUGGUUUCUCCAGCAGUGUUGCCAUGAAUGUUAUGCACUGAAGACCUGGAGUCUUGGUUGCCUUGGUUGUCAGGUUUGUGCCAUGACUGUAUAUUGAGAAGCAGCCCAGUGGCAUCUCAGUAAUCGAAUUAUACAUCAAGUUUAGGUUCAACAUAGUACAUACUCAUCAUCCUAUAUGUACGUGUGAUGGGAUGCGUGUUUUUUUUCUUUGUGUUUUUUUCUUUUCUUUUUCUAAAAAAAAAAAUAGAAAGGAAAGGAAAAGAGUUUAAGUGUAUAGUUUUUUUUGUUGUUGAGGAAAAGUGGUUUGGGUGUUACAAAAGACAGAAAAAUAGACAUCCUAUAGUCUCAGUUAAGCAUUUUUUUAACUGAUCGAGAAUACUUUGGAAAAUGGGAGCGGAAAAUGAAGAAAGCAGUCAAUUCACAAGCGAGACAGAUUUAACCUGUAUAUAAAUUGCUAAAAAAAAAAAAAUAAUAAUAAGAAACUGAAACCUUUUGUAUUUUUAGAAUAAAAAAAAAAGGAGACAUGGAAAAAGCUGGGCAAUAUGUAGCGAUUUAAAUGCAAAAGACUAAUAGAUAUACUGCCAAAAUCCUUUUUUGAUGAGUACACAUUCCACCUGCACAUGGUUAGAUGCAUAUUUUUGUGUGCUCGUUUUCACUCACAGGUUGAAAUCGUUGCUUUUUUUUUACGCUUCCCUUUUUCUCAGUAGACAGCCGUGUUCCGUUUGCAUCGACAUGGAUAAUUUACUCCUCCUCAGGUGGGAAGGAAGUCUUGUCUAUCUAGUCUGUAGCUUUCGGAUUUCUGUCAGACCCUAAGACACACACACCACUUUAGAUUUGUUCAGACUGCAGCCUUUUGUUUAACAGCAAGCUUUAUUUGGGCAUGACAUCUGGUUGUGUACUGUUUCAUCAGUUUUAGACAAAACAAAAAAAAAAAGUAACAUAACUGAAAAAUCUCUAGGAUCUUUGUAAACUGGCGAAAUAUGGAGUCAAGCAGUUCAAUUUUAUAUUGGAAUGUAAGGUGUAAGAGUUGAGAGGAAGAUGGGCCAAUUCGUUUUAUUUAAUUUUUUUUUUAAAUAAAGGUAGACAUUUAUGAAAGCUAACUUAAACAGAGUUUAGGCUUUUAUGUUCUCACAGGUUUGCUGGAUAUUAAUUCUAGGUUACUAAAACGAGUAGUCAUGCAGUGCUGCCGAAUGUAUGAUGAAUACUACACUCAUCUCCCUUCUCUCCUUUUCACUUGUUUUGUCCUCCAUCUGUUUCUCCUUUCAUCUCUGAACACAAGUCGCAAUUUUGUUUUUCCUUUACUCACUUUAUUUGCUAGAUACGAAUGAUAUUUUUGUUGUUUGGGUUUGGUAUAGACCUUCACGCUCUCUCACGCUGGCCUUGUUUGUGUCUUUUCUCAGUUCUGUUCAGUCGUUCGACUCUUGAUUUCAGUUUUAAUUUCUCCCCACCCAAAAAAUUUUGUAUUGCCUUCAAUUGGAUGAUUUAUUCUCUCUCUCUCUCUCUCUCUCUCUCCCUCUCUCUCUCUCUCUCUCUCUCUCUCUCUCUCUCUCUCUCGAUCAGGUUUCUUUAGAAAAGCACAGAGAUCUCUUGUACUGCUAUUAGAUCAUUUAAAAUACUAACCAGUUAUUUGUAAUGCAGUUAACACCUGUGCCAAACACAUUUUUUUUAAUUUACUGUUAAGACCCACUCUAGGUGCAAGCUGUUUUAUGCGUAGUGUGAAGACUAAUAACUUCCACUUCAGCACUCGCUCUGUUUAAGAAAGAAAUUUAAAAAAAAAUUAAUACAACAUGCCACCUAAACCUGUAUACUACAAGUUUCAGGAACACAACUGCAUGUUUUUUGUGAUUCUUAUGCAAUUCCUUCACAAGGACUGUUAAUACUCUGGAAAUCAUAGAAUUAUUAAAAGAUUAAAAAGUCUAUCCAUUUCAGUGCACAGAUUUACACAUAGGCAACAGAUCUAACCUCAUACUAGUCAGGUGUAGCAGACACACUUGCACACCACAGGAAUUUCAUCCUGCUAGUUUCUGGCCUUCGCUCAAAGAAACCAUUUGGGUGCUAAUGACGAAUUAAACCUCACAUAACUAGGAAACGCUACCUCAAGACUUAGCCAUAAGAUUGUUUUAUCAACCUGACAAGAGCGAAAGUGCAUGUUACUUUUUUCACUUUAAUUUCUUUAAUUUAUUAUUUUUUUUUCCUUUUGCUUCUCUCUCUUUUGUUUUUUGUUUUCCCUCACUCAUUAUUUUACAGCUGAGGCCAUGAUAGAGGGAAGGGAGGUGAGGAUUUGGUGAGCAGAGAUGAUCUGGGUGUUUGGUGUUGGGAGGACUUGAUUUGUAGACAAGCAGUGAAGGAGCAGGUACAUGGAGAAUCCUCUAGUUUAAACUACACAUAUUGUCACUACUCGGUUGUUUGUAGAGAGCACGUGAAAGUGUGAUGUACUGCCCUCACUCAUGAUCUGUAAAUACUCACUAAAGGAGAAGUGCUCAAUAACCCUCGAACACAUUAUUCUACCUCCUGAUUCUGCUUAUUAUUAACCUCCCAUCAAACCUAGUGCUCCAUACAGACAGCCACAGAAUUCACUUUCUUGCAUUGUUAGUUACCUGGAUGUCUGUACUGGUGUUUCUUUUGUGACUGACGUUGGAUGUGGUCGAGUCUCAGAUCAGCGUCGAGGGAAACGGGAGUCCCUCUCAUCAUCAGCUUUCCACCCCACAGUCCUUCCUUUUUCAUUUUAUCUUCUUCAAUCAAGGAGCACGAUACCUAUAUUCAAGUAACUUUUUUUUUGUUGUUGAUCUACCUCUUAGAACAAAUGAAUAAAUAGGACAAAUGUAAAAUGGGGGGAAAAAGGACACAAGAAAAGUAAAAAAAAAAAAUUAAAAUGAAAAAUAACUAAGAAAAUUAUUAAUUAUGUAAACAACUGGGUAGAAGCAUCUCCAUAUACUGUAGUGGAUAGUGUAUUAAAAUAAAAGAAUACUUUUUCUUCCAAAGAUGAUUUUUUUCUCUCCAUUGUUUAGACCAUUAUUCAAGAUUGAUUGUUAAAUAAAAAUAAAAAGAACGGGGAGGGAAAGUAAAAAGGAAAAUUAUCAAUUUCAUUAUUCAGUUUCUUUUUUUUUUUUUCCAUUCCUCAUUAGAUUAAAUUACGUUAUUAAGUUUGCAAUUCUUCAUCCUUUAUUUUGAUUCAUUUUUCUGAUUGCUUUUUUUUGGAAUGACAUAGGAUUGUAUCUUGUUUUGGAUGCAUUAGAAUUCUCUCUCUCUCGCUCUCUCUGUGAACUGCAACAUAGUACUCGUUGAGACAUUGCAGAGCAGCAUGAAACUGAAAUCAUUUCUUUAUCUCUCUCUUUUUUUUAUCUUUAUUGAUGCAACAGGCAAAUAAGGGCCUAUUUAGCUGACUAGGGCACAGUUUAGGAGGAGGAGAGGAAGAAGAGUGAUGUAUCACGUUUAACCCUAACCCACAGCCCCCUCUUAUAGCAGGUGCCAUGGACACUAUCUGGACUUUCCCCUUUCUGCCUGCCAAUUUUCUUUCAUUUCUCAUUCACAUUUGUUCUGAACUUUGUGUAAAACAAUACCGAGCAUAGAUAUGAAUGUGUUAUUAAAAGAUGAGAAAACCGGUAAA